This is a messenger RNA of Pyricularia oryzae 70-15, 1601 nucleotides long. RefSeq lists its product as uncharacterized. The coding region runs from base 163 to 1251 and encodes 362 amino acids. NCBI's taxonomy places the organism in Eukaryota, Fungi, Ascomycota, Sordariomycetes, Magnaporthales, Pyriculariaceae. The transcript is spliced from 2 exons. The record is from RefSeq and is a predicted model, not a curated record.
CAGGAAGCUAAGGUACGGAGGAACUUUGGGGCAAGGCAGAUAGACGUCUUAUCUCUGUAUAAGUAACGCUGUCUCUGCUUUAUUUAAACUACUCCAAGAGCGGUCCGCCCUUUGCUGUCUGGUAAUCCAAUCCAUUCAUCAUCAAAAAUCAAUAUAUUUACAAUGGCGCAAAGCAUUAGCGGUAACAACAUCUUGAACCCCUUUGCCAAGGGUCCUGGGCCCACCAAGCCCGAGCACAUGCAAUAUGGAGACCACUCGAGCAGCUACUGGCCAGAGGGCUGGAACUACCAGAGGUACAGCGACGCGACGGCAGAGGACAUAUUGUCGCUGCCCGACGGCGAGCUGGACAAGAUGCAGGCGGGGCUGAGAGAGGUUCUGGGCGAGCACGGCGCGGCGGCCAUGUCCAAGCACAACUUCGAGAGGAGGCUCUCGGGCGGCGCGACGAUGCUGGAUGCCUACACAAGCAACGCGCGGGACCGCAGGGCGAGCGUGAGCAGCAACAGCGCCGCCGACGCCGUGACGCCGAGCUGGCUCAAGCAGUGGAGGAAGCGACACGAGGGCCAGCCGUGGGGGUUCGUCGGCGUGCGGACGGGAUGCUACGGCGGGGGUGGCGCCGACCAGAGGUGGCAGCAGUUCCGGGCGCAGUUUCAACGCAUCCUCGAGGUGCCCUUCGAUUGGGCCGUCGAGAAUGGCAGAAGCGGCGGCGGCGGAAGCACCAGUGGCGGCAGUGGGGAAGCCGCGUCCAAAGCGCGGGAGAUGUUUGAGGUGCGCUGGAUUGAAGACCCCGCGCUCGAUGGUGCGGAUGUGCAGAUCCUCAGGGGUAAAUUCCAAGAGCUUCAAUCCACGCUUUCGCCAGGCUUCAGCCAACCGAUCUUCCUCUCGGCAACGGAUCAGGUCGUCGAUUCAGUGCUCGCAUUGGCACCCGAGGACCUCCCAACGACGGCCUCGCGGCGCGGCAGAAAUCCCGCGCCCUGGAUACACGUAGUCGCCGCCUCAGCGGACCGCGGCGUGCCGGACGAGCAUGUCGAGGCGGCCUGGUUUCGCGACGUGUUCAAGGUCGCCAUCGAGGUCCUUGCGGAUGAAUUGUGGUGGAUCGUCGACUCGGGCACCAUGCCGCUUCGACGCAUCACCCGCGGCGUCAAGGGCGAGGGUGUGGCGGCGGACGCAGGGAACGACGAUCUAGAGGACAUUUGGUGGUCCACGGCGCCUUCGGCUGAACGGUUGAAGAAGGUUACUGAAGGCGACGACUAGUUCUAGUCUGCCGGUAGCUUGUUGUAUUUUCAUUUAUCCCCCUCUUUUUUGUUGGUUUCUCAGUUGCACGUAAUACCACCUGUGUAUGUCAGCUUCUUCUACUCCGUCUAGCGUUCAAAAGUACGACUGCAUCUAAAGUAUCGCAUCUACUUAUUCUGCUCGCUGCCAAAGUUCCUAACCGUUAUCCGCAGCUCGAUUCUCGGUCGGUUUGCCUUACCGGCAAGCUAGCUUUAAAUUCUUGCUUCAGUCCCCUAUUGUGUCUCACACUAUUCGUUCGCCACAAUUUACGUGCCAGUUCGUGGGGCAGCCUCCGCGCUAAAUCUCCCCAUGGGACAAUAGACAUAUUUCCC